Messenger RNA from Panicum virgatum (switchgrass), 1232 nucleotides. Its product is annotated as formin-like protein 14. The transcript has 2 exons. Bases 90 to 854 code for a protein of 254 amino acids. NCBI's taxonomy places the organism in Eukaryota, Viridiplantae, Streptophyta, Magnoliopsida, Poales, Poaceae. The record is from RefSeq and is a predicted model, not a curated record.
CUCUCUCUCUCUCUCUCUCUCUCUCUCGUCGGCGACGCACGCACGCAGCCGCUCCGCGCCGCCGCCUCCACGGGCCGAGUUGGUUGGCCAUGGCGGCCACGGCAGAUCCGCGGGCCAAGCCCCUGGCGGCGCCACCGCCGCACCACCUCGAGCCGUGGUCGGCGCGUCAGCCGUCACCGCAUCGCAUGCCCGUCCUUCCCGUGGCAGCCUCGCCCGCCGCGGGUGGCGGGUGCGCGGCCGCCCGCGAUCGCCGCAGGUCGUCGUCCCACCGGCGGGGCGCCGCCGCCCAGGGCGUCGGGGAGGAGCCGUGCGGCGGCGGGAUCGAGGCGCUGCGGGCCAAGCUCAUGGGCCACCUGCGCGACGCGGCCGACCGGCUCCGCGUGCCGCAGCCUAGAAGUUGGGGCUCCUCCCUGCCCCACCCUCCUCCUCCGCCGCCGCAGCCGAAGGCCGCGAGCCCACCGCCCGAGACGGACUCGGAGCCCGAGCUCCGUGCGCCUCCUCCGCCGCCUCCUCCUCCUCCUCCGCAGCAGCAGCCGCAGCCGCAGGCGGAGGCUGCGACGAGGCCGUGGAACCUGCGGGAGCGGUCGCGGCGGCGCCCGGCCGCCAGGUCGUGGGCCGCGUCCCCGCCCCCGCCUCCCUCGUCGUCGUCGCGCAGGCGGCGCAGGCGCGCCCCGUUCUCCGUGUCCCUGACGGCGGAGGAGGUCGAGGAGGACAUCUACUCGCUGACCGGCGCCCGGCCGCGGCGGCGGCCCCGGAAGCGGCCGCGCGCCGUGCAGCGGCAGCUCGAUUCGCUGUUCCCCGGGCUGUGGCUGACCGAGAUCACCGCCGACGCGUACCGGGUGCCGGACGAGUAGCUCCUGCUGCUGCUCCUCCUGCCGCCCCCGCCUUGCCGGCGCCGCCAGCCAGUUUCCAAGCUCCAACACCAGGGCUCCAAGGAAGGGAAGGAAGCUGGGACAUCCAACCACCUCGCGUCAUCGCGUCGCGGUCGCGUCGUCUCAUCGCCCCGAAUUUACAACUCAGGUCGACUCGAGCCCACACCCAGCCUGGUAGGUCCGCCUCCCCUGAUUGUCGUAUGCCCUCCCAUGCUCUCUCACUUUUUUUUUUGGCUUCCUCCCCUCGUCUCCUGGUGCUGUACGUGUGCUCCAUUCCCGCACCUGCCUCUAGCAGGCUGUACAUACAGUUGUGUGCUUUGUGGUUACUGCUGCUGCUCAAUUCAAGAACAAGUUCCAGUA